This is a messenger RNA of Lathyrus oleraceus (garden pea), 715 nucleotides long. RefSeq names its product cyclin-U4-1. Gene Ontology annotation, molecular function: protein kinase binding. The record is from RefSeq and is a predicted model, not a curated record. Bases 35 to 637 code for a protein of 200 amino acids. Gene Ontology annotation, biological process: regulation of cyclin-dependent protein serine/threonine kinase activity. NCBI's taxonomy places the organism in Eukaryota, Viridiplantae, Streptophyta, Magnoliopsida, Fabales, Fabaceae. The transcript is spliced from 2 exons.
UUCAAAACUUUUUGAAUCAAAAACUGUGUUCUCCAUGGCAGAGUUAGAGAGUCCAAUGAUGCCAAAGAUGAUAACUUUCCUUUCAUCACUUCUUGAAAGAGUUGCCGAAUCAAAUGAUGAGACAAAACACCAACAAAAGAUUUCAAUUUUUCAUGGUUUAACAAGACCCAACAUCUCAAUUCAAAACUAUCUUGAGAGAAUUUUCAAGUAUGCAAAUUGUAGUUCAUCAUGCUACAUUGUUGCUUAUGUCUACCUUGAUCGUUUCUCAAAGUCACAACCUUCUUUGCCUAUUAAUUCCUUCAAUGUUCAUCGUUUGUUGAUCACUAGUGUUAUGGUUGCUGCUAAAUUCAUGGAUGAUGUGUGUUAUAAUAAUGCUUAUUAUGCAAAAGUUGGAGGAAUCAACACAACAGAAAUGAAUUAUCUUGAGUUAGAUUUUUUGUUUGGUUUAGGUUUUAAUUUAAAUGUGACACCAAACACUUUCCAAUGCUAUUGUGUUCAUCUUCAAAGAGAAAUGCUGCAAAUGCAACCUCUAAAAUUUGCAGAUUCUUCACUAAGUUUAGCAAUAUCACUAAAGGCACAUUUAUGCUUCAAUGAAGAUGAAUCUUCCCAUCAAAAGCAACAAAAACUAGCUGUUUGAUUUAUGCAUGUAGAAUUGUUGACUAGUUUUGUAAAUGUAGUGAAUCUUUCACAUAUUGCAAUUAGAUUACUUUUUCUU